Molecule: messenger RNA, 636 nt
Organism: Didymodactylos carnosus
Lineage: Eukaryota; Metazoa; Rotifera; Eurotatoria; Philodinida; Philodinidae
Source: the annotation of a GenBank genome assembly
AUGCGUUUAGCCAAAUGUAAAUGUUCAAAAAAGUGCAAGUUAUAUUUUCAAUCCGUAAUGUUAAAACCGGUGUCUUCAAUUGUAUUUACAAAGUUUACACGAAAAAUCAAGGUCCUGUUUUACUUUGAACUAUGUCAUCCGGCCUUAUUAAAAGCGUCUUUAAAAGCAUUGCUUACACAAAUUAUUAAAGAAUACAACAAUAGGCGAAUGUAUGAAAACGCAUUGGGAAUCUUACAUAAAUUGAUUGAACGAUUUUUCACAUCUGUGCCGUCGUGUUUUACAAAGACAUAUCACAAUGCGCAAAUUCUAGGCAAUUUUCGAUCAUCUGUUGAUAUUUAUGUACGAUCGCUGUUAUUAGUUAAUACAGCGUAUUUUGCAAAUGCACAUGUUGAUUCUCAGAAUGCGAAAAGUGAAUAUGCAGCAAUUGAAAGUACUUCGGAUGAUAUAGGAAGAGUUAUUUAUGGUUUUAUUUACUCUUCUCAUGCAAUUUUGUGCAACGCUCGACAACGGCAAAAGCCUCGACUUCCACAUCGAGCAUCGCGUACCUAUCGAUACCGAUUUUGUGAAUGCUUCAAAGAGUCCGCUCCUGUAUACUAUCAACCAAAUGGACGAUGGUCCAAGCAAAGUAACAUAUAA